GCGGAGUUCACCGGCGGUGCAGUGUAUUCAACCCCAGAGUCCACUGCAGCAGGAAAGAACUUCCAGCAAAAACUCCUCAGCAAGUCAUAUUGCUUCAGGCUAAGGAGGUGUCAAAGCAGAGAGUGGGAUGUCGGAGCUGAGUGAUGAAGCCAGUGAGUCGGAGCUGCUGAGCCGCAGUCUUUCCAUGUGGCAUGGAGUUGGUCAGAUGAUCUGUCGGGAAGAGCUGGAUGUUCCCCUGGACUUGCACACGGCCUCCUCCGUCGGCCAGUAUGAAGUGGUGCAGGAGUGUAUUCAGCGUGGAGAUCUGGAUUUAAAUAAGAGGAAUUGUGGUGGUUGGACUCCACUGAUGUAUGCCUCCUACAUUGGUCAUGACACCAUUGUGCACCUGCUGCUGGAAGCAGGAGUGAAUGUGAAUAUCCCAACACCAGAAGGGCAGACACCACUCAUGCUGGCCUCCAGCUGUGGAAAUGAAAGUGUUGCUUACUUUCUUCUACAGCAAGGUGCAGAGCUGGAGAUGAAGGACAUUCAUGGUUGGACUGCCUUAUUUCACUGCACCAGCGCUGGACAUCAGCAGAUGGUCAAGUUCUUACUGGACAAUGGGGCAAAUGCCAACUGCAAGGAGCCUCUGUAUGGAUAUACUCCUCUGAUGGAAGCAGCUGCUUCUGGCCAUGAGAUAAUCGUUCAGUACCUUCUCAAUCAUGGAGUGAAGAUGGAUGUCAGAGAUAACACUGGAGCCACAGCACGGACGCUGGCCAUGAAGUAUGGACAUACAAAGAUUGUGGGGCUGAUAGAUUUGCAUGCAGCCCCAGUGCCCAAGGUCUUCUGCAGGGGUCCAGGAAAAUAUGAAGAGCUGAGUUCCUCGGAUGAAUCAUCUUCUGCUCCUCAGAGACAGCGACCUGUUCGUAGGACCAAGGGUCCCAGCAUCCAUGAUGGGCCUCAGGCUUUGGCGAAGAUAACAGCGGUUGGAAUCGGGGGAAAGAAGCAGUCUCACUAUGAGCAGGUCCCUCCUCAAGGCUAUGUUACCUUCAAUGAUGAUGGCAGCUGUGAAGCAGAUGAUAUCCGGAACCGGGAUGUUACGUCUCCAAUUAAUGAGCAGGAUGUGGAAAGCAGCAGCAGCAGGGAGGAUAACAUUUCCCUCACCAACAACUUAGCAACUGUCAGGAGCAGCAGCAGCAGCAGUGAAUGCCUGACCAAAGCCCUGGGGGUCAGCAGUGAAGGCUCCUUGGAAAGCAAUGAGGAUUCUGACCAUGGAAACAGUCCCCCUAGUCGGAAACAAGCCAAGAGCUUUAAGAUCAAGAAUCGCUACAGCAACAGUGAUAGCCAGUGGACCCACUGCCCAGGGAAAGCUGGGAGCUCUAGUCAGCACCUAACCCUUCCUGAGCCCCCUGUCUAUACAGGGCCCCAGGACCUGGCAACAUUCCUUGAGCAGAUUGGGUGCCUGAAGUAUCUGCAAGUGUUUGAGGAGCAAGAUGUUGACCUCCGGAUCUUCCUGACCCUCACAGAGAGUGAUCUGAAGGAAAUAGGCAUCACUCUGUUCGGACCCAAGAGGAAGAUGACUUCUGCCAUUGCCCGGUGGCACAGCAACGCUUGGCCGCCUGGUGAUGCCCUGGAGCUGGCUUACGCAGAUCGGCUGGAGGCUGAGAUGCAGGAGUUGGCCAUUCAGCUGCACAAGAGGUGUGAAGAGGUGGAGGUGAUGAAGGGCCAGGUGUGCCAGGAACAGAAGCUGCGUGCAGUGGCUGAGAGUUGUUUAAUGGAGCGGGAUGAGACCUGGAAUGCUAUCCAGUGCCAGCUCAGAGAGGCGCAGGCCAUCACCAAGGAUGCUGGAGUCUUACUGGAUCAGAUCAAAUCCUGUCAGGCAGAGCUGUCCUCCCGGCUAAACCAACAGUUGGCAGUCAGCAGAGCGCUGGACACAAAGGUGCAGCUGGGAACCAGUGAGAGCCAGCGGCCUGGUGAGCGUCCAGUACUGGAAGGAUGGCCACCUUCCUUGAAGUCUCUGAGCUUGCCUGAGCUGUCAGCUGUCCUAGAGGAGUGCGUGGGAGAAAUGGGAAAAGCUCUACAGACUGUGACUCAAAACCUCCAAAGGCUCCAAGCCCCGGGUCAGAGCGGGCAGAGCUGGCUAGAGCCAUAACAAAGCAGGAGGGAAUACUGACGUCGGGUGACUGUUCCACCCGGAAGCUGAGUGUGCCUGGGAGAAUGAGCGCGAGGGCCAUGCCAGUAGCACUGCAGCUCUGCUGAGAGUGCCACAGCAGCUGGUGGAUGCGUGGAAGGAGGUGUCAGCCAUCAGAGAACGUGCCUGGGAGAAUGAGGGACAGCAGAAGACAAUAACCCAGCAGCUCUUUGGGUCUGACUGUUGCCUGGGUUUCCAGGAUCACUGUUGUUCACACCAAAAGGUUAGGUUAAGAGGAGAAGCACCGAGCCCAAAAGGCUUAUGUGCCUCACGCUUCCUGCAGCCCUUGUCAUUCAGGCUGGUGUGGUGUUAGAAAGUUGACAGUUACCCACAGCAAACAAUUAUCCUGUCCUCCCCAAGGCCUCUGAUACUUGCCCUGGUCCCUUCUAUGCCUGCUCAGGAGCUGACCCAGAAAAUCUUUCUGAGCCAAUAAGGAAGGCAGGUUUGUUGUGGAUGGGUGAAGUGGGUAGAGUUCGUAAUGUUUGGCUUAUUGAGCUGCAGCUAAACUCAUACAGCCCUAACCUCUAGGAGGAAUGUCUGCCCUACUGCCAUCCCAAAUCUGUGCUUCAAGUCUUCUCUCUCCAACCAGCCCACUCUGGUUCGGUUCAGAUCCUUGCCCCCCUUGGGUUGUUUGUGAUCAUGUUAUUCAGUCCCAAGGAACUUGUAUUUGUGGUAAAUGCUUUAUGGCAGAGACUGUCUCUGGUUUGUCAGUGCCAAGAUCCCAACACUGACAGUGGUUGCAAGGCAGAUCCUCCCCUGGAAGAGAGGAGGAAGAGCUUGAGACUGUUCAGUUUCUUCUGCCUCUGGCAAGGAGCAGAGUGCCAAGGCAGGCAGAACAAGAACUGAGGGAUAGACCUGUCCUAUGUGGAAGAUGGGUAAAAUAAAUCACAUCGUAGAUGUAGCUGUGGUGCAGAGCUUUUUCGUCCUCAACCGCUGCCUGCCUCUGUUUUCCAGGCUUUAGUGUUUGGAAGUAGUUCUGCCAAGGCAUUCUUGUGCUGGCAGUGUGGGUGUUUUCAAAGGGCAGACAAAUGGUGCAGGAAGAAGGUGCCUCCCCAGAGAGACCACUCCAUCUCUUGGAGCUGGGUGAGCAGCCUCAAGGGCUCUGACAGUUACGUUGAUGUAGAAUGGCUUCCAGUGACUCUCUGUUGCUGUGUAUGGCUGAGACCUGUGGGGUGGAAAAAAAAAAAACCCAAACCCCAAAAAACAAAGCCUGAAGUCUGUGAGUGAUGGCCUUGAUGAGUCUGGAAAAGUGUUAUUCUCUUUGCUGGGAAGGGAGAGAAACUGUGUGUUUCUUAAUUUUUUUGGACCUUGGUCACAGAUGCCAAAAAUACAAAAAUCCAUUCUGGCUUAGUCCUUUGAGCGAGUCACUCCUGAUCAGCUGCCUGGGACCAUGUAGGCAGGCUUGAAAGCUAGUCUGCAUUUGGCAAAGGUAACAUCGAGCUUGACUGUCCCACUGAAAUGGUGUAUCUGUGCUGCUGGGGGACAGUCCUGGGGUGCUGAGGCAGGUAUGGCCCACCCUGCUGGCAGUUUGUGCUUGGCAGCAUGCUCAGCUGUGGGGUACUGCUUUCUACUCAUGUUUAACUCUUAAACCUAACAUGGUACACUAUUUUUGUCAUCUUUAGCAAAUGAUACGGGUGCAUGGAUGUGGGCAUCUGGUGCUAGCUGCGCAGCUGGCAGUGGGACAAGUUGGCAGGAGAUCUUACCCUGAAGAGUUAUUUUGAUGAGGUGGAGACAGUUCUAAAGUAGGAUCCCUGAAAACUCAGAGUAUUGAGGAAGAGUACUCUGGGCUUUGUCCUUCAUCUCCCUGUUGCUGGAGGACAGUGGGGGAGUACCAAGGCAGGUUGCAUUGCCCUAUCCCUAGCCUUGGUGGUGUCUGGCUGCACUGCCACAGGGUUGUCAGUGCUGUGUCCCUGAGAAGCCCAGACUUCAGUUUAAGGCACGAUGUCUGUGGGGACAGGGAAAAGUUUUCAUAGAAGAAAACAAAACAAGCCAUGAAAAUACAACCCCAAAAACCCCUGAAACCCAAGUGAAAGGGUCUGGGAGCAUCUGGAGAGCAAGGGAAGCCCUGGCUCUGCAAUGCCUUCAGAGCUGGGUAGGCUGUGCAGGAAAGCAGGUGGCUGGAAGGAGAGACUACACAGAGUUGGGGCUGGCUUUGCUAGGUUGUAGGGUGGAACAAAGCGGGUUUGGGGGGGGACAAGAUGGUAUGUACAAUAGCUUGUAAUGCUUGGGGUCCUGGGAAAAGGGGUAGGUGAGAGAUGGAGCAGGGUAUAUGUGAAGGAAAAGGAGAGCCCCCCUGAAAGAGCCCAGAUAUAAAGGCUUAAAGGGGUGCUAGAGUAGCCCAAGUAGGACACCAAGGGCGGGGGGUUGUUAUAGAAUAGUGUUUCCCUGAGGAGGCAAUCCCUUUAAAGUCCUCCAUUUAACAGCAUUCAUUGCUGAAAGUGUGGUUGUGCAGGGAGUCUGGUGCUGUCCCAGUAAAACAGUAUUUGCUGACUUGGAUAAAACAAUAAAAACUGAAAACCUGCUUCUGGUGUGUGGGUUUCUCUGGAGGGAGCUGGAGUUGUAGAAUCAUGAAUAACCUCACUGAUUUAUUUCAGGACAAUCAGGAAUACGUAGACUGCUUUCCAGCUUCCCAGGUGGUUGCAUGCUGAGGGACCUAGGCCUGCCUUAUCCACAGCUUCACAGCCCUGCUAGGCUCCUGUUGGAGGUGACACCCUUGCAGCACUAGCUGGGUAUGUGAUGUGGGAAUUCAGGUGAUCAGGCAGUGCUGGAGCUGCAGAGGAAGAGCAUGCAUAGAUAACAAAGUGUAUUCUCUGAGGCCUCAGUGCUCUCCUUCCCAGCUGGGGAGUGCCUGUUGCAUAACAAAAACUGUCUCUGCACUAAUUCAGAAAUGAGAUUAGGCUUUACUGAGUUGUGCUGGUAUUUUCCUCUCAGGACAAGGUACUGAUCUUGUGCCCAGCUCUGGACUGAAACUGAGCUGUUGAUAUGACUGCACUCUUCUAAACCUUCAGCCAACCUCUCACCUGUCACCAAAGACAGGCAGUCAAGAGGACUGCAUUCAGCAGCCAUCACAAUGUGUUAAAUAGGGCAACAUAAAAAUCUUUCUGGUCAAAACUAAAGGUCUCUGUAUCUCAACAUAAAUGAAGCUGAGUUGGGGUUUGCACUGGUGGGAGUGGAGCAGUCACUCUUGGGUCCCUGCCAUCUCAGUCCUGUGUCCUCCAGCAGCAGUGGGCCAGUGUGUGCCUAGGACUUUCUGUCUCCACACCCAGUUUUGAAACUGCCAGGAGGGAACAGGUAAGAGCUCCCCUUUCAUGCUGUGAAGCACAGGUGAGACUAGCCUGGAUCUGGAGAAUAGGGCCAGCUUUUCCCUCUGGAGGGAGUGUGGCCUCAUCCAGUUUUGGUAUCAGCUCCCACAGCAGUCCCCCAAGCUUACCCAUGGGUGCUAGGCUGCUGGAACCCGCAGCACCCAGCAAAGAGCAGAGGCGACUGCAGACAGCAAUCCAACUCCUGUCCAGGACCAGCUACCUGCUCCCUGUGCCUGUGUGCAACUGCUCUGCUGGUACCAGGGCUGGUCUGUGAUUUGGGUCACUGUUUCUCUUUAGCAUGAUUGUGAUAAGUGUGUUAUUUUGCUGCUUUCUUCUUUGUGUAACCUGUAAUGUAAUCCUAGGGAGGGAAAACACAGUGCUAUCUGAGCCAGGGUCUCUGGGUACCUGUUUAAUACCCCUCUAAGCGGUAGUGUCUGUCCUCAUGUGCAAAUUAGUACCCUCACAUAUGCAGCCUGAAAGCCAUUUCCCUCCCUCAGAGCAGACAGAGACAGUAUGCUCUCAUUGCUGAAAAAUAAAUGUUUAUUUACAUCUGAA
Phalacrocorax carbo (great cormorant) is the source of this 6024-nucleotide messenger RNA. The record is from RefSeq and is a predicted model, not a curated record. Lineage: Eukaryota; Metazoa; Chordata; Aves; Suliformes; Phalacrocoracidae.